UGCAGAUAUACGUGCAAUUACCCUGUCAACAGUGCUUAAAAUCUCUUCUGGUGUUCGUAGCGUUGCUCUGCACACGGUGAUCGAUAACAUUUGCCCACCGAUACGGCAUUGAUCGUUCUUCCGUUCGCGCGUUACACGCCGCGAAGAAGAUCGCGUUUCGCGACCACGUGAAAGAAAAAUUAAACGUCCCUCCGUCUUGCAGCUCACGGCGAUUCGAAUCGCCGCUGUCGCCACUGCCGCCGACGUCUGCCAGCGUAGUCUCGCGAUCAGUCGCUAUCGCACGCUGCGCACGGUGAGUUUGACGUUUCGUUCGAAGGCAACGUGUAGUGACGAUUCGUUCGGCAAAGGGUGGCGUUCACCGCCUGUUCGUGUACCAUGACUAUCUGGUGAAACCGGUGAGAUUCAGUUUCCUGUACAUCGAUGCGUUCUCAAACAUCCCUAUGCUUUCUAUGUUUUCCUAAUUAGCGCAUAACGCGAUCGCGAGUGGUGUGCUGUUGUGUGAACAAAAGACCAGUGAUCAAGAGAAAGGACAACGAUUUCGCGAAUUCGAGAUGACUCGCCACCUGUGGCUAAAAGCAGCGUUCGCUUUCCUCGUGAUAUCAGGUGCGAGCUGCCUGCGGGAUGUCAGCCUAGAAGUAGUUCCGGAGGUAGUGCAACGUGGUCAGAAGGUGAUUCUGCGCUGCCAUUACGAUCUCGAGGAGGCUCCUCUUUACUCCCUCAAGUGGUACCGUGGCAGGUACGAGUUCUACCGUUACACACCGGUCGAGGAGCCGGCCAUGAAAGUCUUCAACAUCACUGGGAUUUACGUUGACGACGGGAACUCGAACAAGAGCCAGGUAACGCUGCGCGACGUCGACUUCGCCCUCUCGGGUACGUUCAGUUGCGAAGUUACGGCGGACGCGCCGACUUUCUCCACGGCCUUGGUCUCGAAGAAUCUCACGGUAGUGUCUCUACCCGAAGGCACGCCCAUUAUCGUAUCGGAACGCGAACGUUACGAAGCCGGAGACACUUUGAGGGCAAAUUGUAGCUUACCACCCUCGAAGCCACCAGCUCAUCUCUCAUUCACCCUGAACAACGUAGCGGUGGAGUCCUACAUGAAGCGUCAACCACAACAGAGGUGGGAUCGCAAUGACCCGCUGGUCCACGCUGAUCAACCAGAGAAUCUUCAGUGGAUCGAGAUCAGGGUAAAUCUUCAGCCGUUCCAUUUCCCAAACGGUCAGCUGAAUUUACGAUGCAGCGCCCAGAUUCCAGGCAUAUAUUCGGCGAUAAGCGAGGUACAGCUCGGUGGUGGACUGCGUGAACCUGUACCAGAGAGAGUGACCUCCGAGAACGGCAGCGAAGCACCUACGGCCAUCUAUUUGACGAUGCUGAUGCUGUGUAUGCUCCAGCUGUUUCUGAGAUAGUCACGAUACGUCUGAGGCUACGGGAAGGGAGUCCAUGGGCGUCGCAUGAUAAACAGCGCACUAGUCAAAAGGAGGAGCAGGAGGAAAGGGAAAAAGGGCAGUCUGAGGGCUGGCCGAACCGGCUGCGUGAAAACAAAUAAUAAUAUCGUUGAAUCGGCAUUGGUAUUACGUGUUUUUUAGCUUACUCGGUUCGGUACCGUUCAAGAGAGAGAAACGAUCGCGAUUGCCACCGCUUUCAUUGUUACAACCCUUGUCGUACGUCCCUGAUUACGAUCGAGUUCAUGGAGAUCGCAGGACACAACACGGUUCUUCGACACGCUUAUCUCGACUGUCGAACGAACGUUACCAUCCACGAUCCACCUAUUCGAGAACAACAGUCGUGAACUGGUCUUCGAUUCGAGGUAGCCCUCGCAGAUGCACAUCUGCGCGCGUGCUAACUUCAGAGGAGAGAAAGGCAGUAGUUAGACUCGCGUUCGAUCGGAGUGUCGCCUAAUGCUCAAACAAAUUCCGUAUCCGUUAAGUAACAAACGACUGAUCGUUCGAGGAGAGGUCGAGAGAGCUAGCUUUGAAGUAAAAUCGUGCAUCGUGCUUACGUAUAUACGUUUCCGACUCAAAGGAUCACCAUCCUCUAUCGCAUUUGUUCUCUUCCGGUUCCUACCGACGAACCGCCGUGAGAAGAACGUAAUUGGGGACAGAGAAGCGAAAUCAGAGAAAUGCAAAGUACAAGGAGUAACGAUGUUCCGUCGCUAUAGCACGCGUCCCUAGCUCGUUCUUCAACGAAGGGAACGCGAUCGUGUGUCCUGCCAUUAUUCCGGCUAAAGAUGCGUGUCAGAGGCUCCAUGUCGUUCUACCGUGUCUAUUCAACCAUUGUUCGCGGGCCAGGUGGAAGGACCCGGGGAUCGAUCCUACGAUUUUGAUGCCAAGGGGCUAGUCAAGUGGCGCUCGCCAGACUCCUAACUUCUCUUUUCCCUCGUUUUCUCGUGUGUCCCCAUGUAGCAGAGAAGACGCUGUCUCCGUUUCACGUCGUAACGAUGUUUCCGUGCGAGAGUACCUGCGGGACAAGG
Molecule: messenger RNA, 2467 nt
Organism: Eufriesea mexicana
Lineage: Eukaryota; Metazoa; Arthropoda; Insecta; Hymenoptera; Apidae
Exons: 6
Coding region: 552-1403 (283 amino acids)
Source: RefSeq, a predicted model, not a curated record